Messenger RNA from Procambarus clarkii (red swamp crayfish), 3930 nucleotides. The record is from RefSeq and is a predicted model, not a curated record. NCBI's taxonomy places the organism in Eukaryota, Metazoa, Arthropoda, Malacostraca, Decapoda, Cambaridae.
GUGACCUUCGAGGGCCUCUGGUCACGACAGACUCACCCCAAGGACUUCCCGACCAACGAGUGGCUGACACACUUCUCAGACAUCAUCGGGGCGUCGCACUCCGCCGACUAUCGGGUCUGGGAGUACGGCGGGUACGCCUCCGACGGCCUCCGUCAGGUGGCGGAGUGGGGCUCCACCAGGAUGCUGGAGAGUGAGCUGAAACGUCAGAGCGACCACAUCCGGACGAUCAUCAAGGCGAGAGGUCUGUGGUACCCCAAUGUUAACGGCAAAACCUUCGCUGUCUUCAGAGUGGACAACAGACAUCACCUGAUGUCUUUGGUCUCCAUGUUGGGACCGACCCCGGACUGGAUCGUGGGCGUGUCGGCGCUGGAGCUCUGCUUGAGAAACUGCUCGUGGGUAGACCAGAAGACCCUGAACCUCUACCCGUGGGACGCCGGGACAGACUCUGGCAUCACGUACGAGUCGGCCAACGCCCCGACCAUCCCCAGAGAGAAGAUCCGUCGCAUCACCAACAGCUUCCCUAACGACCCCAAAUCUCCCUUCUACGACCCAACUGGUCUGCCCAUGAAGCCCCUGGCCAGGCUCUCUAUCACCAGACAGCGGGUCUACGAGAAGUCCUGCUCCGAGAAUGGAACUGCCAGAGGUGUUCGGCCACACUCCCGCUCACUCGCUAAGGGUUUGCUGACACCGGACGAACCCGAACUCAACUACUCCUACGACGAGGACUCCGACAGACCCGAGUGUCAAGUCAGCCAAUGGACGGAAUUCACAGCGUGUUCAGCAACCUGUGGAAAGGGGCUCCGAAAGAGGAACCGCAAUUACCUCAUGCCCCUCAAGGCACAGAUGAGCAUGUGCAAAAGGCAGUUAGAAGAGAAGGAGAUGUGUGCCGCUUCCGUACCCUUCUGCGAUGGCGGAAGUGAGACGAGCAUCUUCGGCGGAGCAAACUACUUCCCGGAGUUCGACGAGCGGGUAUGCGCGACCUCGGAGUGGUCGCCGUGGACCGAGUGCUCAGAGACCUGCGGCAAGGGUCACCGCAUGCGCAACAGGCGCUAUCUGGACCGCAUGGGCCGCAAGAAGUGCGACAAGGAGCUGGUGGAGAAGCAGAUGUGCGUCGCUGACACGCCAGUGUGUGAUGGUCUGCAGGAGGUGAUUCGGGCGGAAUGCGCCGUGACAGAGUGGACAGACUUUUCGCCGUGUUCCGUGACAUGUGGACAAGGAGUGAUGAUGAGGACACGGUCCUUCUUGGUGCCCGCUGCCGCCCAAGCUCACUGUUCCGUCUCCACCAUCGACAAGAAACCGUGUACGGGAGAGAGACACGACUGUUCCAUUGAUCCAUCUGAGGCUGAAGAGGUGUGUACGCAAGAGAAAGUGUUGGGGCCGUGCAGAGGGUAUUUCCCACGCUGGUACUUCGACACCCAGCGACAGAUGUGUAUGCAGUUCACCUACGGCGGGUGUAGGGGCAACAGGAACAACUUUGAGAAGUACGACGAGUGCACAAGGAUGUGCGAGUUCCAUAAACCAUCCACGAAUGACAGGGAGCAGCCUCUGGAGGUCCUUCCCCCUAACUCUCCCUCACAAAUAUCUCUUUAUGCCCCCAGAGGGGAGUUGGGCUUCAACCUGAAGGCAGGAAACCUGGUCACUAGGAUUGACUGCAUGAUGAACCCUUGGUCUGAAUGGGGCCCGUGCUCCGUCACCUGCGGGAAUGGUCGCAAGGAGAGGAGACGAACAAUAAAGAGGCAACCAGAGAAUGGAGGGAGGAGAUGCCCUAAGAAGCUGGUGAGGAGCAGGAGGUGCAGGAACCCACAGUGCAUUGGGUCUUGAGACCAUCUGUGCUCUAGAUGCAAGCAGAAGGUGCAUCAGUUUGGCAUCCUGUGUGUGUGUCUGUGUAUGGGUUCUUCGGCAGAAGACGAGCCAUUAUCUUCUCAUUCUGAAAGAGAUGCAGAAGACAAGCCUCAAGGUUCACGCCUGCACCACCUCGAUGAUAUUUUCUACCAAGCAAAUGUGACACUUUGUUGCUACAACUGUAAACACAGAGACGACAGAGGAGUUGGAACAUAGUUCGAUGUUUAGUUGUCUUGGGUAGAUGGAAAGUUUUGUUUUCAUAAAUCAUAAAAAUUUCUUUUCAUAAAGAAAUCAUAAAACAAAGUAGUAGUUUAUUUCUGACCACCAAACCUGGUGUAGAGGCCGUAACAGCUGCGACAAUGGCAGCAGGAGCAGAGAUGGUUUGUACAGGUGUUGGUUGGAAAGUCAGAUUUCCCAACAGAUGCAUGCAGCAUAUUAGUAUUUUUUUUUUUUAAAGUGUCUUCACUUAUAAUAAUUUGUAUUCAUAGGAAGUGAAGAGCAUGUUUGCAAUAUUGCAUUCCUGCAUGAGUGUUCCUAAGAAUUUUUUAAACAUGAAAAUAAACGUGUAAAAUAAAUUGGGUAUCAAUCGAUGUCUUUACAGGUAAAUUACAAAAGACAAAAUCAAAUAUUAUAUAUACAGUAUAUACAUAGUCUUCCUAAUUUACUUUUAAAGACAUUACUUGAUACCCAAUGUAUUUUUAUUGUAAAAUAACGAGAUGAGAAAGUCUGUUUGGAAAUAUUUGUGUAUCUAUUAAUAUAUUGUGACAUGUUAUUUAAACCAAAAUAUUACUUUUAAGAUAUAUAUAUAUAUACACACACACACACACACACACAUAUUAUGAAUGUAUGUGUAAUGUAAUAUAAUACCGUAUAUUAACCAUAUCGUGGAUAAUAUUUCAUUCACUUGGGCCAUCGCAGUCUUUUAAUCGCAGACCACACAAGUAGCAACCUGGAAGUUCUGCCUACUGAACCAACACUGCCCACAAUAAGGAAGGAUUUAAGACACUCAUCUGUUGUCCUACUGGUGGAACUUUUAAGUCCUCCCUGAGGUGCCACUUUUGGCAUGAAGGUGUUAGGAUAAAUGUCUAUAGAAUCCUUGCUUGUUGUAUAUGCUGAUGGCUUGGACGGUAGAGCUGCAGGUUGCUGCUUGUGUAAUCUGCAUUUCAAGGCUCCAUUUGUUCAAUUGAAUGAAAUGUUAUCCAUGAUAUAGUAGUUAGCAAUUACAUGCAUACAUAGGUAUUUAUAGUAUUACACAAAUAUGCUCAAUACAUGACACAAAUUCAUCAAAAUGUUUAUAAAGGCAUACAUACACACAUUCAUAAAUAAAUUCAAUGAAAGUCUAUUGCAUUAAAAUAUAAAAUAUAAAUUAUUGCCAAUCUCUCAUAAAAAUUGCAUACAAAUUUUUAGGAAAUUAGAUUCGAUUGAUUUUUAUCAAGUAUCCAUAUUAGUAUUACUGUCUGUGGGCUUGAAAUUGUCAUUGUAAAAGCUUUUUGUUUACCCAAAAAAGUUUUUUGGGUAUCUACUUCAAAUACCAUUGAUGUUGAAAACGUAUAGGUUUAGGAAAAAGUUCCUAAAAGUCUCAAUCUCUCUCAUUUUAGGGAAAUGAACACAAAGUAAAUAAUCACAAUUUUUUUUAAAAGGAAAUGUGAAAUUUUUAACCUGUCUGCAAAAUUUGGCUAAUUUCACUUUUAUCUUAAAUGAGUCACAGAUUUGGAUAAAUGUACAAAGGAAAAUAUACUCCCAUCUCUGUCUAUACACUUGGGAGUUGACUUUAGUUCUGGAGUGAGUCCAGGACAUGUGUAUGGGUACAUGAACAUGUAUAGGGUCUUGAAGAUGUGCCUACUUAAGCUGGUAUACUUUUUGUAAAAUGUGUCAUAAAUCCAGUUUUGUAGCGUCUCAUGUUUAGUAAUUUUUUGGUUUAAGUGACAAAUUUUUGCUUAUGAUUUUUAACUUUUAUUUUUCUGUAAAUGAUACUAGUUUGCUUUUGCUUGGCCUAAUGUGCUAUGUUAAUACUCACUUCGUUACAAUUGUUGGUAGUGUGUUUAGCAUUUGGUAGCCAAUUACCUAGAAAUAAAAGCUUUCUUAUGA